UUGUCCUGUCUUUUUUUCAGGUUUUGGCUGAGCGGUGCCACACGUCUUGAUGUCUGUUUGCUUGAAGAUAAAAUCUCGGCGGCUUUUGAUUGCCAAAAAAUCACUCUGAAACAGCCAGGGCCGGCGCUUGUUGAUUUGCCUGAAAUCAAUCAUGCGAUACGAAUUGCUUUGAGGGCAGAAGCUUCAUCUCAAGGAAUGGCAAUGAUCGAUGAUUUGAGUGUUACGGGUGAUAUUUGUCCUUCAUUUGUACGAGAUCAUGGAGUCCGCUUAUUUCGCUCUGGAUUAGCUCACAUACCGGAUCCAAAUGUUUGCCGAUUGCUUUCUUGUAAUUUCGAAGAAGGGCAGACAUGUUUGUACAGUUCCGGUCGCGUUGCGUCAUCACACAGUCACUUUAAAUCUCGCAGUGGUGCAGUGACUGCAUUAUUAUUCAGAAAAGGCAAAGUCGCAGUGCUUGAAUCACCAACUUUUCGUUUAAACACAGCAGCACGAAUACAUUUUUUGUACCAAAGCGAGGUAAGCCCAUUUUUGAGUGAUCCUCAACAACUACUUCUUCAGAAAAUAAAUAUAACUUGUACACAAGCAGAACCACCCACUUAAAC
Messenger RNA from Gongylonema pulchrum, 599 nucleotides. The record is from the annotation of a GenBank genome assembly. NCBI's taxonomy places the organism in Eukaryota, Metazoa, Nematoda, Chromadorea, Rhabditida, Gongylonematidae.